Messenger RNA from Stylophora pistillata, 1121 nucleotides. RefSeq lists its product as uncharacterized. The record is from RefSeq and is a predicted model, not a curated record. Lineage: Eukaryota; Metazoa; Cnidaria; Anthozoa; Scleractinia; Pocilloporidae.
UCCAGCAGUUGUUGUGAGUAUGGAGUGGCGACAUUUUGUCGGUUGUGGAAACUUUUAGCAGACAAACCACACAAGAUGCUCUGGCAUUUAUGUUCAUGGAGGAUAUCAUCGAUGAAGUCGAGUUUUCGUUGCUUUUCGAAACGGUGAACAAGAAAAAUCCGUGCUUUCCCUACUGGUCAUACGAUCGCUUUGACUUGACUCGCGUCACGGACGAAGAAUGUAAGGCUGAAUUUCGUUUUGGACUGCCCCUGUUGGCAAAAGUUCUGGCCAUUCCUGAUACAUUUAUAUGUAGAAAUGGGAUUGUGGCAACUGGCAUGGAAGGUUUGUGCAUUCUUUUGCGAAGAUUUGCGUACCCUUGCAGAUUGAGCGAUUUAAUUUCAAGGUUUGGGAGAUCUGUACCUGAACUAAGCGAAAUUAUCUCGGAAGUUUCAAGCCACAUCUUUGAUAACUAUGGGUAUCUUUUACGAAGCUUGAACCAGCCCUGGCUGCAGCCCGAUUGUUUGCAGAACUUUGCAGAUGCAGUUUCCGGUAGAGGAUCUGCGUUGUCUAAUUGUUGGGGGUUCGUGGAUGGCACAGUUCGACCAAUUGCCAGACCAGGAGAACACCAGAGAGUGCUAUACAAUGGGCAUAAAAGGGUGCACGCCUUAAAAUUCCAGUCAGUUGUUGCACCUAAUGGGAUGAUAGCUAACCUCUAUGGACCAGUUGAAGGACAACGGCAUGAUGCAGGAAUGCUGCACAUGUCAGGCCUGCUGACAGAACUGAACCAUUAUGCAUAUUCACCAACAGGACAACCAUUGUGCAUCUAUGGUGAUCCGGCAUAUCCUCUCAGACUUCAUCUCCAGGCACCAUACCGUAAUUCCCAUUUAACAGCAGAACAACAAAGUUUCAAUUCUUCAAUGAGCACUACCAGAGCAGCAGUUGAGUGGGUUUUUGGUGACAUUUCAACUUAUUUUGCAUUACUCGACUUUAAGAAAAAUCUUAAAAUAGGUCUAAGCCCAGUUGGGAAAUUGUAUUCUAUUAGUGCCCUGUUAAGAAAUGCUUUAACUUGUCUGUGUGGCAAUACGACAAGCACAUUUUUUAAUUUAGAUCCACCAACCAUUGAGGAAUACUUUCAAUAUUAA